AUGAACGUGUGUAUCAAAUGUGUUGGUUCUAGGGUUUGUGAGUGUGGUGGAGAUAAUGGUAAUGGUGUUACCAUGUGGAGUGCUGGUUCAAGGAAACAACAACAGCAACAACAAAAACUUCCGAAAAGGGGUCCUGGCGUUGCUGAACUUGAGAAGAUCUUGAAAGAACAAGGGACAAAUGAUUUACCAGCAACACAAAGAGGAAACAAUGAAGGGUUUUCGAUUUCGCUGUCAUGGCCGUGUCCGGAUUCGAGUGUUUUGCAUUCUCAUGUACCAUCGUUACCCCCAGUCAUUGGAUCUACGUAUGGAAACGAUAUGAAUAGUUCAUUAGGAGGGAAUGGUGAUGGAGUCCAAUAUGAUGAUUCUGGAAGUUCUCCACCUAGGAAUCUGUCUGCUGCUAUGCCUAUGCCUUGGUCUCCAAGUGUUCAUUCCGAUGGUAAACCUUUCUUUAACUUCUUAGAAGUCAAGGAUCAAGAUGCAGAAUCGAGUAAUGAUGGCAUUGAUCUUACAUUGAAGCUCUGA
This is a messenger RNA of Lathyrus sativus (Indian pea), 522 nucleotides long. The record is from the annotation of a GenBank genome assembly. Lineage: Eukaryota; Viridiplantae; Streptophyta; Magnoliopsida; Fabales; Fabaceae.